UCCCUGCUGAAGUCGCAAGCAUGCCUGCGAAGAAGAAGCAAGGCAAGCUCAGCAAGGCAGAUAAGGAGAGGUUAAAGAAAGAGGAAGAAGAACGAAGACUUAAGGAGGAAGAGGAAGCUCGUCUGAUUGCUGAGCAAGAAGAGAAGGAGAGGUUGGAAAGAGAACAACAGGAAGAGGAAGAACGCCAGAGACUCGAGUUAAAGGACAGAGAGCGCAGAGGGGAUGAGCUGACUGAACUACGCUACAUACUGGAGGAAAACCAGAGAAAAGUGAACCUGUGGGAAGCUGCAGACAGGAAGAAAGCUGAAUGGGAUCGCUACAUGCUAUGUGAUGGCAGUCCAAACCCUACUGUUGAACCCGAGAUCAACACCUUCAUCGCCCUGUGGAAGGAGGACCCAGAGGUGGACAUCCAGAUCAUCCUAAAACAAUGUUCUUUGGCCUUGCAGCUUAUAGAUGAACUGGACAUUCACUUGAGUGAGGAGACUGAACCUGGGCUUAUUCAGAUGUAUCAGGACACACUUCAGUGUCUGCAGAGUCUCAUCUAUGUCAAACACCAGAUGGCUGCUGAGAAGAUCCUGAAGUCGGCUAGAUCUUGUGCAGACUUCGAGACCGGGAACAUGCAGAUGAUGGUGCGAGAUGAAAACUUCACUGUGUGUUUGUGGGCUAACAUAGAAAAAAAUCCCAGAUUAGUAAGUUACAAUUUCCAGGAGGCAGGGCUGAGCUUCGAGCUUCCUAAACAGCUGGCUUUGAGUGACGUUUGCCUGCGGUUCCUUCACACCCGGUACGAUCACCUGACCCCCGUGAGCCUUCUGAUGCAAGCUCAGAAUAAAAGUCUUGCUACUGAAGAAGAAGCUGAAGCAGAUUCGGAGACCCCUAAAGCCCUGAAUGAUGAAAUGGUGACGGAGGAACGCGAGGGGAAAGAAAGUGUCCAGCAAGAAAAGGAUGAUCUCCAGUCACUUAAAUCAUCUGAAGGCAGGAAGAGUAAGGCGAGUGUGAGCUCAGCUAAAACUGGAAGGAAAGGUUCUUCAGUAAAGUCACAGAAGAAGACAGAGGAGCAUUCGGAGGAAGACAAGGCUGACCUUGAACCCACAGUCGUGGAGCCAGGGAUCGAAAGCGACGAGCCGCAAAUCAUGGAUCUGCAUCAGUACACGCCCCUAGGGGGAGUCUACUACUUUAACUUAUUUCACCUACCACCUCAGACUCUCACCAUCAAUGGCUGGGAGGUGACAGAGUUGUCUCAGACAGGUCUCCAGGACUUCCCAUUUUCCCCAGAACAGCCUCCCAGCUCUGUAUCAGCGAUGCUGGAGGACCGAGGUCCAGUCUCUUACCCCCCUGUAGGGGUCACUGUGGUCCUGCCUGAGUCUGUGAUCUUCAUGCAGGAGCCAAAGGUGGCACGAUGGGACCCAGUCGGUCAUCACUGGCAAAGAGACGGCAUCACCGAUACGUCAUUCAACAGCGAGGCUCACAGCAUGUCGUUUAAGAUGGACUCCUUCUAUCCAUUUACUUUCCUACAGGAGACGCACAUAAACAUGCCGUUUCAGUCUUGGGAGCUUCGACCUCAGGGUCAGGACUCGGUCAUGCUCACCAUCACUGCUGCGCUUACUGAAGUCAGAAUCAGCGUCCAGGGGAAUCAGUGUUUGCUAGAAAUGGACCAGGCUCCUGCACUGAACCAUAUCCUGGGUAAAUGGAUGUCUCUUUCUGCUCUCCAGAGAGCCAUGACACACGCUGGGGUUAACAUAUUUGUUAAAGAGUAUUCGGAUAAGUUCGUUACAGUCAAUGCUAAGGACCCGCUGAUAGAGCACGCAGUGUACGAGCAGAUGGCCUUGGUGUCCUCAGUUUUUGCUUUUUCACGGAGUCGGUGGAACGCUCAGUGCGGACAGGAGCAUGUCGUCCUUCAGGUAUGUGAGCACCUGGAGGCGGGGCCUGUGCCAGAGGAGGCCUGGUCUCUGUACUUGCUCGGUGCUCAGAGGUUUCAGUGUUUGAAGAUGACUGAAGCGAGUGCUGCGUUCUCACCACAGCUGGCCCAGGACACUGAGUUCCACUCCACUUUCCUGCACAUGCUCAGAGACUUCAUCAGCCCAGAGGGGAGGGACAGAUUAGACCACACCCACUACAUCCUUGUUAAUACAGUGCAGAGACUGCUGUGCGCCACCCGCUUACUUAUAUUCUCAUAGUCUCUCAAAGAAUGAGAGACAUUCUCCAAAUGGAUCACAAUUACACAUCAAUUAUAUUACAUCAAUUAUAUCUACUCAAUAUUAUGUGGGUGGGUAUAAUGACUGAUCAGUGUAUGUUUAUAUUAUUUCUUUGUUCAAUAAAAUGCAAUGUGACAUAUCCUGAAGUUAAAAAAGCAUAAGUAGUAUACAUAUUUAAAAAUAAUAUUCAUCAAAAGUAUCUAAUAGGAGACCCUUUAA
Clarias gariepinus (North African catfish) is the source of this 2411-nucleotide messenger RNA. It is a transcript of the gene dnai7, whose product is annotated as dynein axonemal intermediate chain 7. The record is from RefSeq and is a predicted model, not a curated record. The coding region runs from base 21 to 2174 and encodes 717 amino acids. Gene Ontology annotation, cellular component: axoneme. Gene Ontology annotation, molecular function: microtubule binding; beta-tubulin binding. Lineage: Eukaryota; Metazoa; Chordata; Actinopteri; Siluriformes; Clariidae. The transcript has 15 exons.